Momordica charantia (bitter melon) is the source of this 1561-nucleotide messenger RNA. It is a transcript of the gene AKR2, whose product is annotated as ankyrin repeat-containing protein 2. Gene Ontology annotation, molecular function: protein binding. The record is from RefSeq and is a predicted model, not a curated record. NCBI's taxonomy places the organism in Eukaryota, Viridiplantae, Streptophyta, Magnoliopsida, Cucurbitales, Cucurbitaceae.
ACGGAAGAUGGGGAUAGAUGAUAGAUGGAGUGAUUCUUUAUCUUCAUAUCUACAAAGUUCUGACCUCGCUACCAUUUUUGGAUUGAGUUUCUCGCAUCGGGCUCUGGUCGAGGUUCAAGCUCGGAAUCUCCAUCGCAGGCCGUGUUUGAAGUUAACAGUAGUUGAGAGGUUCUUUCUUUGAGUGUCACUGCCAUGGCUUCCAGUUCGACCAAGGAUGUUGCAGCUGAUGAGAAGACAGUUUCAUCGGAUAACAAAAAUUCCAAAAGUGAAAUACCCAAAAGUGAAACACCCCCUGCAGAUCAGCAGCCAGAUAAACCAAGAACUCCCUCAGCCUCACCUCAUGAAGGAGAAGUUCCUCCAAAUCCUUUUGAUUUCUCUGCAAUGACUGGUUUGCUAAAUGAUCCCAGCAUUCAAGAAUUAGCUUCUCAAAUAGCAAAAGAUCCUGCAUUUAAUCAGAUGGCAUCGCAACUUCAGAAGACUUUUCAAGGUGCUUCUGCUCAGCAGGGUAUUCCUCAGUUUGAUACACAGCAAUACUAUUCUACCAUGCAGCAGGUCAUGCAGAAUCCUCAAUUUAUGACAAUGGCUGAGCGCCUUGGCAAUGCACUAAUGCAGGAUCCAUCCAUGUCUAGCAUGCUGGAAACUUUUGCAAAUCCAUCGAAUAAGGAGCAGCUUGAGGAACGAAUGGCACAAAUCAAGGAAGAUCCAACUUUAAAGCCUAUUUUGGAUGAAAUAGAGACUGGUGGUCCAGCUGCCAUGAUGAGGUACUGGAAUGACAGGGAUGUUUUGAAAAAGCUGGGCGAAGCAAUGGGUUUUGCAGUUUAUGGAGAUGCAGCCAAUGCUGAAAGUUCUGCGGCGGAUGAUUCAGAAGAAGUGGGAAAUGACGAUGAGUCUAUAGUUCAUCAAACUGCUAGUGUUGGUGAUGUCGAGGGAUUAAAAAAUGCACUAGCAGCUGGUGGGAACAAGGAUGAAGAAGACUCAGAGGGAAGGACCGCAUUGCAUUUUGCAUGUGGGUAUGGUGAGGCCAAGUGUGCUCAGGUGCUUCUUGAGGCUGGAGUGAAGGUGGAUGCACUGGAUAAGAAUAAAAACACUGCACUUCAUUAUGCAGCUGGUUAUGGUCGGAAGGAGUGUGUUGCAUUACUACUUGAGAAUGGCGCUGCAGUAACUCUCCAAAAUUUGGAUGGAAAGACUCCAAUAGAUGUUGCCAAGCUAAACAACCAACAUGAAGUGCUAAAAUUGCUCGAGAAGGACGUUUUCCUGUAACUUUGAAGCCACAGGAAAUACUUUGUGCCACAAUUCGAGCACACCACAGGGCAUUUAAGUGUUGCUAGAUUAUCUACUUUCGACAAAGUUAUAAGUUAAUUUACGUUAUGUGAUUUUCAUUAGAAUGCUACUAGUCAGUGAGACAAGAUCCGUUCUCUUAUGAGGUGUGCUUUGUGAGCCUUUUUGUUAUUCGCGUUGUGCCUGGGAUUAUGUACCGUCUUGCUACUUGAGACAAAAGAGUAUCCUGUGUUCUAUUCUUUCUUUUGUUUCAAUAAUAUCCAAAAUCAAAUUAGGUGGUAGA